Paramecium pentaurelia is the source of this 1437-nucleotide messenger RNA. NCBI's taxonomy places the organism in Eukaryota, Ciliophora, Oligohymenophorea, Peniculida, Parameciidae. The record is from the annotation of a GenBank genome assembly.
AAUGAAUAUUCCUUUACCACAAGUCAAACCAAUUUUUCAAGAUAACUCAAAAUUACAGAGUGAAAUCAUCGGACUCUUCAAGUCAGGAGAUCUUAAAUGGAACACGGGUGGAACCAUCGCAGAAAAAAAAGAAGGACUGAAUCUAGUUGUGUAAGGUUUAAAAAAAAUGUCAUUGUGGAUUGAAAGUAUCUUCUCUCUAUUCUAUCAUAAAAGGAGAAUAUGAUGCAGAAAAGAAGAAAUAAUUACAACUUUAAUAUGAAUCAAGAAUGGAGGAAACAUCUAAAAGAUUAGAAACUUUAGAAAAAUAUGAAAAAGGUGAAGUAGUUUAAGAAUCUAAUGGAAAUGGAGGUUCUAAUUAAUAACAACAAAAGUAAUAUUGUUUAAUAUCUUAGAAAAUAGGGAGAAAAAGAUUCAAAGAAUGAAUUAUCUAAUGCACUUUCUGAAGCUAUUGUUAAAGAUAAACCUAAUGUUAAAUGGACUGAUAUUGCAGGUUUAGAAGCUGCCAAAUCAGCCUUAUAAGAAGCAGUCCUUCUUCCAAUUAAAUUCCCUGAUUUCUUUGAAGGAGCAAGAACACCCUGGAAAGGAAUCCUAAUGUAUGGAGUAAAUAUUUAAAUAAAACAAAUAGCCUCCAGGAACAGGAAAAACCUAUUUGGCGAAAGCUUGUGCUACAGAAGCAGAAGGAACCUUCUUUUCUGUAUCUUCAGCUGAUUUAAUCUCAAAAUAUGUAGGAGAGAGCGAAAAAUUGAUUAAGACUCUAUUUUCUAUGGCUAGAGAAUAGAAACCAUCCAUUAUAUUCAUAGAUGAAAUUGAUUCAAUGUGUGGAGCAAGAGGAGAAGGCCAAAAUGAUGCAAGUAGAAGAGUAAUAACUGAGUUCUUGGUUUAAAUGUAAGGAGUUGGACAUGAUGAUAAGGGAGUCCUUGUUCUUGGAGCAACCAAUCUUCCAUGGGCUCUAGAUACUGCCAUUAGGAGAAGGUAUUCCUUAAUAUAUAUUAUUUGUAGAUUUGAAAAAAGAAUCUAUAUUCCACUUCCUGAUGUGUAAGCUAGAGAAUAUAUGAUAUAAAAUUCUCUCAAGAAAACUAAAACUACAUUAACAAAAGAACAAUUUGAAGAUAUUGCUAUUAAAACAGAAGGAUAUUCUGGAUCAGAUAUUAGUGUAUUGGUUAGAGAUGCUGUUUAUGAACCAGUUCGUAAACUUUAAUCUGCAAAAAAAUUCAAAUAAAUACCAGUCAAUGGUCAAUUAAAAUGGGCUCCAGUUACAGACAAUGAAGAAGGAACUCCAAAAACAUUUAUGGAACUAAAUCAACGAGAUAUUGCCAUUCCUGAUGUUUGUUACAAUGAUUUCUUAUUGGCUUUGAAAAAAUCCAAGAAAUCUGUUUCACAAGAUUAAUUAGGAGAAUUUGAAAAGUGGACUAAAGAAUUUGGCCAAGAAGGUUGAUC